Messenger RNA from Penicillium vulpinum, 693 nucleotides. RefSeq lists its product as uncharacterized. The transcript is spliced from 4 exons. The record is from RefSeq and is a predicted model, not a curated record. The annotation marks the transcript as partial. Lineage: Eukaryota; Fungi; Ascomycota; Eurotiomycetes; Eurotiales; Aspergillaceae. Gene Ontology annotation, cellular component: mitochondrion.
UUCACCAUAGUAGAUAGCGCUGAAGUAGUCGGAAAGGUACCAAACCCCAACGCCGGACAGGCUUAUUUUACGACAAGCGAUAGUACUUAUACUAAACAGCCCUAUUUCGCCAUUGGGCUAUCGAUAGGUCGGGAUCAAGCUGACUAUAGAAGGGUAUCAAUUGAUUUUGACCGCGGACUAUAUAAGUCGUUAUUUUGUAUUACUUUAUAUUUGCUUCGCUUAUAUAGUAUUCUAUUGUUUCUAGGGGAUAAUGCUUUUCAAUAUCGUUAUACAAGUAUUGCAGAGCUUCCCCAAUCCCCUCUAAGUCUUUAUAGACCUAGUAUAUCCUACCCGACUCGGGCUAAAAAAUUAGCUGCUCUACACACGUCUUUCCUGUGGUAUAGCGACCUCUAUACAGAAAACAUUUUCGUUAAUCCGGAACGGCCCACGGAAAUCUUAGGUAUUAUAGAUUGGCAAUCAACUGAACUAUUGCCUCUAUUUGAAUAUACCCGCCAGCCGUAUUUCCUGGACUAUAAUAGACCUUCGGUUAAGGGUCUUGAACCGCCAACCUUACCCGAGAAUAUCGGCGAACUUUCGUCAGCGAAGCAACUCGAAGCGAAACGUCUCUAUAUAAGUAUAUCUCUCUCGGCGUUAUACAGAAAUCUUAUAUAUCGCGACAAUCCAGUACUAUACAAAGCGAUAGAGUUUCGGUAG